Messenger RNA from Sphaerodactylus townsendi, 2159 nucleotides. RefSeq names its product tRNA N(3)-methylcytidine methyltransferase METTL2-like. Bases 164 to 1384 code for a protein of 406 amino acids. NCBI's taxonomy places the organism in Eukaryota, Metazoa, Chordata, Lepidosauria, Squamata, Sphaerodactylidae. Gene Ontology annotation, molecular function: tRNA (cytidine-N3)-methyltransferase activity. The transcript is spliced from 9 exons. The record is from RefSeq and is a predicted model, not a curated record.
GCCAGGGCGCGCCAGGCAUCCCGGAGCCGCCUCUGCAUGAUCCACGGCCACGCCUUUGGGGCGGGCGGCUGGCCCUUUCCCCCUGCCCCCUCCGUCCCUCUCUCGGGCCUAGUCGAGCCGGCUUAAGCGCCUUGACGUCGGCGGGAUCCCCUGCUCCAGUGCCAUGGCGGCGCCCGGGCAGAAAAGGGUGCCCUUCGGCAGCCGCUUCCUGACCGACCCGGCUCGCCUUUUCCAGCACAACGCCUGGGACAACGUGGAGUGGUCUGAAGAGCAGGAAGCCGCUGCACGAAGGAAGGUACAAGAGAACAGCGCACAGUUGGUCUCUCCGGAUCAGCAAGAGGCCUAUGAAGUCAACGCCAACCAGUACUGGAACGAGUUCUACAAAACCCACGAAAGCGGCUUCUUCAAGGACCGCCACUGGCUUUUCUCUGAAUUUCCUGAGCUGGCCCCAAACCAGAAUGUCAGUCAAAAUGCCGAGCCUGCCUACGAGGACAGGGGUGAUGUGCCACAGACCAAGCGCUCAGGCCCCAGAGGCUGUUGUGACCAUGUGCUUGGGUCGGCAGAGGAGACUGGGGCCUCAGAGUAUCUCUCAAACGCUGAAACAAACAACUUCCGAUUGCGUACCCAAUUGGAAACAGUGUCACAGAACCUGGAGGCAGUAAAACUGAAUGACUUCCCAGGGUCGUCUGCGACUUACCGGAUACUGGAGGUGGGCUGCGGUGCUGGAAAUACGGUCUUCCCCAUUCUCCAGACCAACAAUGAUCCCAACCUCUUUGUGUAUUGCUGUGACUUCUCCAUGAGGGCAGUGGACCUUGUCAAGGCUCAUCCAGAAUAUGAUGUGUCUCGCUGCUUUGCCUUCGUUCAUGACCUUUGCAACGACCAGGUGCCUUUUCCAAUGCCGAAUGAAAGCCUUGAUGUAGUGGUGCUGAUCUUUGUCCUUUCAGCGCUCCUUCCAGAAAAAACGCAGUUUGUCAUCAACAGACUUAGCCGGCUUGUAAAGCCUGGCGGACUGAUUCUGUUACGAGAUUACGGCCGUUACGACCUGGCCCAGCUCCGCUUCAAGAAAGGUCAAUGUCUGGCUAAUAACUUUUAUGUGAGAGGGGAUGGCACCAGAGUUUAUUUCUUCACACAAGAUGAGUUGGAUUUGCUGUUCUCUACAGCUGGCUUGGAGAAAGUCCAAAAUCUGGUGGACCGUCGCCUCCAGGUGAACAGAGGAAAGCAAGUUACUAUGUAUAGGGUGUGGAUCCAGUGCAAAUACCGCAAGCCCCACAGGCUGAAAGGAGACCAGGAGAUGCACCCUCGGGACUGUGGCUGCUACUCUGAGGACUGCCCCACAACUCAGGAAAAAUCUCCACAGACUUGGCCCAGCAGCGGAACCUCUUAGUUCUGAUCUCACAGGAACAGACUUUCCAGCACUGGCCUCCCAACCUUUCUUGGAGUGAACAUUUAAAUGGGGAGUGGACUUUUUGGAACACUGAAUACUCCUAAUGAACUUGAGGGUCCACUGUGACCCUACAGAGCCCUUGAGAGCCAUCUGGUUUACAGGGGUGCCUCUGAAUUCUCAGGGCCAACUGUAGUGUUCAUUCUGGCAAUUGUGUUGCUCAAACCCACCUCUUUCUAGACCCAAAUUGAACAUCCUGCCUUCUGUUGUUGAUGUCCACAGGGAAAAGGGGAAGUGGCUUCCAGGAUGGCCAAACCUCCUUUUCUUCGCAUUGAAUAGGAUUUCUUCAAAUUCAAGAAUGUGCGUCUUUGUAGGCAAAAAUCCUUUCUGUGAGCAAGACAAUGCUGGAAUAAAGAAUGCUCAUGAGACUGAGUCAUCAAAAUGAGUUUGGAACGAUGAAUGCUCAUGAGGUGGAUACAUUUUUUUAGGUUCUAUAAAAUCACAACUUGUAUCUUUUCAGGUUACAGGAGGGCAAGGGGUAAUCCUGUUAGUUUAUUUCUGUGUCAUGCUACAUCAUCAAAAGGUACUAUUCGUGCAACCAAGUUUUUGUUUUUCAGAUUUGUUUGGCAGAACUAACUUCAUUUCCAAAUAUUUGGUUUUGUGUGUUAAGAUCACUUCUGCUACCACUUCUCAGAAGACUGGGAUCAGAGCUCCAAGCUGCCAUUUAUUUCAAAAAAUUAAAAAUUGGAUUUGGCUCCACCUGCCAAAGCUUCAUUAA